AUGUCCGAAGAAAAAAAGGGUACAAGGAAAGCAGCUGGUUGGAAAUUUGAGUUUCCUCAAGUUCGUAACGGUCUAAAAGUCAAAACCCGACUCCUCAUCCGCCAUUGGGACCCCGGCAACCCGGCUUUUGACCCGCCAACCCUACGCGAAUACGUCAAUAAGAUUAACGAAUAUCGCGGGGAUGACCUCGAAGCUCUCCUAUCCCUUCUACCAGCUAUUGGUGUUUUAGUCGACUCUAUUCCGUGGACACUGCCAAUUUUUGAAGCACUUUAUCUACAUUGCGAAGAGCGACAAUUUUUUGAUGCCAAGCAAAGAACAGCAGCCUUGCAAGCUCCAGACGUUUUCUCCCGGAUUGUUUGGUGGGUCGCCUACUUAGAACAAAGCGAAAAGGAUGGAAAAUCAUGCCCUAAAACGUUGCCUAGUUUGGAGUCGCAUGAGAGACCAUUGGCCGCACUUCUUGGAGUGAUAGCUAGAAGGUAUCCCGCAAUAUUAACUCGUGCUGCAUCGGAUAAACGACAGCUUGAAUUAAGCCUGGAAAGCCUCGGAUGCCAUGGACUGGUGAAUUCAUCAAAAGGAUUGAUACGAAUUGAAGAUGCCUCAAAACACGAGAUGAGUCGAAAGGAAGACAAACUGAAAUCCAAUAUCAAUGAAUUAAAGGAAAUUACAGAAAAGAGUAAUGAAAACAAAGCUUCGCCUAGCUCCGCUUCACACCAGAGACAAAUGCAACUGAAGUUAUCAGAGAUUAGCGUGCGUCUCCAGCACAACGAGGGGGUAGAAAAGCUAUUGGCCGAAGCGACGUCGAAUAAUCACCUAACUUCACUUCUUCGAAUUGCUCGAAAACGGGUGGCUUCGGAUCGGUUGUUGGUCGGGCUUUUUAAUGCGUUUAAACGGGCUGCUCCCACAAAUUUUCAAAUUGAUUCGACGGAUCCUGUGAUUGCCGAGAUUAUUGUUAUAUUUAAUGCCGCGUAUGAAAAGCUCCUCCACAUUGCCAGCUACCAAGAUUACGAUAGCGGAUGCUCAAAUGAAAGCGGAAGUGAGCCAGGCACAACCGCAACUCCAAAUUCAUCAGACUCCAUCCAAAUCUCAACAGCCAUCUCAUCCACAAGCCUAGCAUCAGAAUCCGGCGAGAUGAGGAGAGUUCAUGAAUAUCCUAUUCGUAAUUAUCAUAAUCCAAAUCCGGAUGAUACGUUACGAUUGAGGUUGCAUAUCGAUCACCUUAAAAAUGAACUAACCAAUGCAAAAGCUCAAGUGGAGCACCUGAUGAAAAAUAGUGUCGAGCGACAUUCAGAAAGACUCUGGCCAGAACCCGAUUACCCAGAAGCAACCAGCUACUACAACUGCUCCUCCCAAGAAGACGUUCGGGCCUUGAUUCAGCGAUUUUCAGACCUAUUCGAUAAGGACAAAGGUGACCUAAUGGCAACCUUAAAUUGUCUUCCGGAAUUCCGGGGCUCAGAAGAAUUGCAGAUGAAAACGAUUCUAUCGGUUGCAGUGCUAACCUAUCGUUCGGUCCUUGAAUCUGUUUUAAUGCGCCUUAAUAAAAUAUUCGAUGUUAUAGAAGAAGGCGAAGAAAAGAAGGAGAACGAAGAGGCUAACAUGCUGGAAGUAGCGCUGUACCGGCAUAUGUAUCGGAGAGCGAAGAGUCAACACGGGAUGAGUAAUGCAAAGGAAGUUACUACCCAGAUUUGGCAUACUCUUUAUGAUUUUCCAUCUUUAAAGACGUGUACAAGGUUCAAUAGAUUCGUUCUGGAAUGUGUAGAUGUUUGCUGGGAUUUAGUAGCUGGUAUUGACGGCCGGUAUCCUAGAAUGAGAAUUGAAUACGAGGCCACGUUGUUCGAUUCCGAAAAGCAUACCAGAUUCGAGGCCUCCGACCCGAGUCGAACGCAAAUCCGUUCGGUACUAUGGCCAGGGCUCCGGGAUCAGAAUACAAAUCGGGUGUUGCUGAAAGCUGUCGUGUUGACC
This is a messenger RNA of Mesorhabditis spiculigera, 1959 nucleotides long. NCBI's taxonomy places the organism in Eukaryota, Metazoa, Nematoda, Chromadorea, Rhabditida, Rhabditidae. The record is from the annotation of a GenBank genome assembly.